ACCCGCCAUAGAUCCAUUUUCGUCAUCGUUGGAGACAAGUCCCGCGACCAGAUUGUGAACCUGCACUCCAUGUUAUGUUCGAGAUCCGCGAGAUGAGUACCAGCCUGUUCCCGUUGGUGUCGAGUAUUAACAGCGCCGUCGUCCCGAAUCUUGCGGCGAUGGCUGCCGCACUGUUCCCUCGGCUGGACGCUGUUUCUUUGUGUAUUUCUUGAACAUUCAAGACUUCGUUUGAUAACAGCGUUUUCGAUUAGCGUUAGCGUUUUGGAUAAAAUUUUAAUGGUGUAGAUUAAAUCUAAAAACGCUAACGCUAAAGGACGGAUUUAGCACUGAGUAUUUGCCUAUAGAACACUCUCCUGCCGGCGUUGCAGCGGCACCUGCCACAGCUAUUCUUUGAAGAUUCAAGAUUUCUCAUCCUUUUCAAUCAAGAAGUGCGAAAUUUCAAGGUGAUCUCGUAAUGGAAAACACUUCGGAGGAACCUAUCUCUGCAACAGUACACUGCCGUGAAAGACUUCAUCAGCUGAAAAAUGUAGGCUCACUAGACUUUGGUGAUUGGAAGAAGCUGAUCGCAGAAAUCGAGAAAAUUCACCUUUUUGUUGAUCUUUGUGGAACAGUCUAUGAUGUCAGAAAGGCAUGGAAUCUUCACAUCAGAUUGUUUCCCCAGUUCAUAAGGCAACCGGAGCAGGAGAUGUUACCUUUGCGUCCAUCAAUAGAUAAUAAACAGCCUAGCAGUGUUUCUGUGGAGCAAAUCUCAACACUGAAUGAUGAUGAUCAACCAUCCCGGAGGGUUCCUGCUGACCUCGAAGAUGAAUCUAAAACUGAUGCAUCUAAACAAUCAAAAUUAACUGAUGAUUUUGAUCAAAUGGAGUGGGCAGCUAACUCUAUUGGUCAAUCCAAAGUGGAUACAUCUAGAUCACUUGAGCAAUUACAAGAGUUUGAACAGCCAUCAGGACCAAAUAUGCCAACAGAAACACCCCAGGUAGAAGACAGGUCAAUAAAUGCUAAUUGUCCAAAGGAACUUGAGCUUGAACAUCAUAUGGAGUCAGUUUCUUUGGAGGAACAUUGUAAUGGUGGCUGUGAUCAUUCUGUUGCAAUCCCAGACAAAGUUGCAGAUUUUAUUCAACCUCAGAAUGUGACGGAUGGAAAUAAACACAUGGCAGGACCUUCUAGUAGUAGUGGAGGUUCAGAUACCAUCCAUAAUUCUGAACAACUUGAUCAACAGCUGCGCCCACAACAAGAAGACUUUACUGUUGAAACCCGUCCAUUAAAUACAGAAAAUAGUCAAGGUGGUCCUAUUAUAUCACAAAUGUUUCCUUCACCUCUUUCUUGCACCCAAGUAAAUACGGCAGAAUGCCCAGUGCAAACUAACCAGCAGGUUUGGCCCACACACCAUGAUCAAGCAGCAUAUUAUCAGAUGUGGCAAUACCAUUAUCAGCAACAAUAUCAGCAGUUUCUGCAAAUGCAGCAGUCCUACCCGCAUCCACAACUGCAACAACAAUAUCUACAGCAAACCUAUCAGCAUCAACACCUUCAGCAACAGAUACCAUAUCUACAGCAAACGGCACAAACUUUUCCGCAGCAAUAUCCGCAGAUGGUGCAGCCAAUGCAGCCGUACCUGCAAGUACAUGAUCAGCAACUGCAGUCGUAUAACCAGUCUCCAGCACUUGCCUACCAAUACCAAAUGGAUCUACAAACAUAUCAACAACACAUGCAGCUAUAUCAACAAAAUCAACAAACAUCACACACUGUGCAGCAAGAACAAGGAGGGUAUCCCCAUGGUCAGCUACAUCAAGAACAGGAGCUGAUCGAUCAGGGCCAACAGGUUACACAACAUAAUAACACACCUCAUGAAUCUCAAUCUGAACAAGUUUCGGCACAGUCAAAGAUUACGGAUACAUCUACACAUGGUGCUUAGCAUAAUAGCAUGUAACUCAUGGAAUCUUAGUGCAGUUCAGGAACAUGUGUUCUUGCUCCUUAAUACAGAUCGAAAACACUCUUCCUGAGAUCUAUGAGCCAGAUGUAUAAUGGAGAACAAAUCUUAGUCUGCUCUUAUGACUGAUCAAAGCACUUGGGAGAAGGUUGGUAUAGACUUGUUGUAAAUGUAAAUGAAAUGGAAUUUGCCGUUUAGUAUAGUGUAUUUUUGUGAUCACUGCUUUAAAAAAAUGCCUCCUUUUGGUUAUGAUAUCUAUUUAAUUGUAUUUGCUUCAAAGUAGAAUAACUUUGUUUAGGGGAUUGGUUUUUAUUUAUAAUUGAUGCCCUUUCCUAAAUUUGAUGAUACAAGUUGUAUAUUUUAGUAUAGCUUGAGUCGCACAAUUCAGAUCCUUCUGAUAAUUAAUUACAUGGUAUUUU
This is a messenger RNA of Cuscuta campestris, 2346 nucleotides long. The record is from the annotation of a GenBank genome assembly. NCBI's taxonomy places the organism in Eukaryota, Viridiplantae, Streptophyta, Magnoliopsida, Solanales, Convolvulaceae.